Molecule: messenger RNA, 3222 nt
Organism: Acanthopagrus latus (yellowfin seabream)
Lineage: Eukaryota; Metazoa; Chordata; Actinopteri; Spariformes; Sparidae
Exons: 3
Coding region: 596-1159 (187 amino acids)
Source: RefSeq, a predicted model, not a curated record
CCAUUUCACCCAGUAUAACAAAAUGUAUUUCUGAACAACAUUACAGACCCUAACUUUAAUGAAUGAGUAAAAAUAAAUAAUCAGUACUAUGAUAUUCUCGGUUAUACUUACAUAUACAUGCAGGGUUACACUGAAUUCUGGGAACAUGUGAUGCCUUUUUCUGACAUGUUAUAGAUCAAAAAAUACUUUUCAGAUGUACUGAUAAUGUAAGCAGUCACUAGUUGAAGCCCUUGCGGGCUCAUUAGAACACUAUAUUUGAAGUUAGCUGUAAUUACGUGCCUCUUUGUUUCCUCACACAUAUUUUCAGCAGACAAACUCUGUGGUUUUGGGUCAGCACCCAGAGCUUAUUACAAAAAAGGCCCCCCCCCCCCCGCCCCCGUGUACCCCCAAAAAGCGCCGCACAGAAUAAUGAGCAGUAAACAAGGGGAGGAGAGGAGAGGAGGGAGAAGAGGGGGGUGUUCAACUUGAACUGAGGGGGUGACAAAAGAGGGGGGUGUCUCCACAGCGACCGAGUCGAGCUGUUUGGGUCACAUGGCCUGGGUUUCUAUUGAAUCCCAGUGAGAAGAGGCUUGAAGCUCAGCCUUUAGUGCAUGUUAUGGAAGCCCAUGGCAGCAACAUGAGUGGAGCCCAGCAGGACCGAGCAAUGACAGCGGACAGCCUCCACCCGAACGGGACGGCAGCGUUGGGUCUAUAUGACCAGGAGAUGAACUCAGCUCAGUUGGAAUUCAAAGUGUUUAACAUUGUUAUCAUCGUCCUGGCCUUCUGUAUUCUCACCAUCACUGGCCUGUACUGCAUCAUUGUCUGCUACAACCGCAGCAGGCAGUCAAAGAGAGCCCAUGUGUAUGAGAGUGCAGUGACCCAAGGCGAGUCACUGGACCCUGUGGCGGUCAGAGCGGUGAAGAGGUCGACCAGCUUCAUCAACCCUCUGGCCUUCUUCAGGAAACCGGAGGCAGCAAAGGACAACUCCAGGAUCUAUUACAUCUACAGUAACCCUCUGCCUGUGGGUCUGAAAGAGGAAGAGGAGGAGUGGAGGACCAAAGCCCUGCAGGGACCAGAGAAGCAAACUGCACCGUCGCUGCCACUGUCGUUUCAGGAGUACGCCAGUGACCCUACAAGUGGCGUCGUCCUGGACCCUCCCAUCUUUUACAUGCAGCUCUGAAGCCGGGGAGGAAGGGAGAAGUUGUCUGAAUGCCACAAGAGCCUGAUGAUUCUGAAAGGUCUGAGGUUUGACACAUGCUGCUGUGUCUAUCAAAAGUUAUGUCACCAUGUACCAUGUAGGGGCUUUGUUGAACCUCCACAAGUUAUGCUGUCUAAAGGUAGUUACUUACUUAUUUACUUAACACUCACAAUCAGUGUAAUCAGUCUGUCGGAGGAAGUAGAUCAUCAGAGCGAUCGCAGUUUUCAGGAAUUCAACAUGCAAACAGGCAGGUCCAUUGUUAACUGAGUUACUCACGUGUGGGUGGUAUUAAUCAGAGGUUCCAUAAAGACAAACAUGCUGUCAGUCAUUCCACUGACUGACACAAAGAUGCAUGGAUAAGAACAGAGGUUCACUGUGUUUCUCUGGCACUAUAAAUCAAGUCAAUCUAAAAGGGCGUGCAGAUUAAUUACAGGCUGUGAUGUCUUCUCACAUCGUGCUGAGUCAUGGAAGUAUGAGGAAAUGUGUCAAAGAUAUCAAAGGUGUUGGCCAGUGAUGCUGACAAAAUGGAAAUAUGACGGAAACAAAAACAGUCAGAAGAAGAGCAACUUUAUUAGUUACAAAUGAGGAAAUGUUUUUCUUGGCUCAUAUUAUGGACUAAAAGCUUUACUUCAGUGAAACUGAAUGUGAUAACAGAAUGAAAAGAAGAAGAACAGCAACGUAAAUAGUUCAUGAAGCGAAAACAUUUCUCUGCCAGGGUGACCGCAAGCACGCCACACUUACUGUAAGUCUGUGAAGUCCUUCCUUUAACAUUGUGAAGGAGAAACAAUGUUUGAUUUAGCAGAACAGAUCGUCAAACACUGAUGCUUUUGGAUGGCGGUCAGUUCGACCUACCAACCACAAGCUUUGAUAUUUGAGGAGAUGGGACGGUGACUCUACAAACUCAACUAUCUUACCAAUUCAAACCUCUAAAAGGAUAUCUGCAGAACUUCUGUGUUGUGAUAGAAGCCAGUUGUCUAUGUUAGCUGUCUCCAUUUCUAAACUAGUGCAAAAUCUGACCCGAGUUCAGAAAGAAAUCUACAGCGCAGAAGCAUUAAACUACUUUAAGAGAUCAUCCACAGGCUUGUUGAGGCAACCGAGAGAGACAGGGGGAAGGUAUCAUUUCGUCAUUCUACAUAGAGCCCCUUUAUAGGGGCAGUUCAAUUCAGUUUAGUUAGAAUCAGCCUGUAGAAGCUGGUUUUUACCAUCCUCUGAAAAAGUUAACCAGAUGAUGUCACAAGGUUUAUCUCAGCAAAGGCUUGAAGAAUACAAAUGUAGAGCAGAAAGCCUACAUUAACGACCGGUGUGAUAAGUUUGAAAGAGGUGCACAUUUUGAAGGAGAUAGGCUAUCAAGUUGCAUUUUAUGAAAUGUUAGAUUUAGUUCUUCAGAGGUUGAAAAUCAGAUAUUUUGUUCAAUGCUAUUUCAAUCUUGACCAGUAUUUGUGUUAAUCUGUCUCUUGUGAGUCCCUGUUGUAGCUUAAAACCCUAACAUACAACUCUUCAAGCUUAGUUUUUUAAGCAGAUUUUUUUGACUUGCUGCCUAAUUUGUUAUCAGAGAGAACAACAAAGUAUCUUAUAUUGGACCAUUCAGAUUCAUUAGAUUCUACUUUAUUAAAGUGCCUAAGUAACAGUUUCAGCCAAAAGAAAGCAUAUGUCUCUGUCCCUAAAUCACAAAUACAGGACUAUAAGGUACCUUUUGGGGCUCUUGGUCGUUAGCAGGGCUAUGGAGCAUUUUUUUCACACUAACAUGAUCCAUGGUGCUGCAAUGUUUGACAGACGGCGGAGUAACAUGCUUUUUAGCACAGCGACAUGCCAGCAAAAGCAGGCACAAAGAUGAAUUCAAGCUACCAAACGUGGACAUAAACAAUACAGUAUAUGUUUCUAAAUGGCUUUGCUAAUGUGCUAUAAGACACAAAAUGCAUUAAACAUGUGUUUGAGACCUUAAAGACACCCAUAAUGCAUUUUAGUAAGGAACACUAAAUAUAAACAGUGAUUUUUAUUAAGAUAGAGUUUAAAUACUGUACAUACUUGAUUUAUUUUUCCCACAC